This is a messenger RNA of Trichoderma reesei QM6a, 1263 nucleotides long. RefSeq lists its product as uncharacterized. The transcript is spliced from 2 exons. Gene Ontology annotation, molecular function: transmembrane transporter activity. Gene Ontology annotation, cellular component: fungal-type vacuole membrane. Bases 1 to 1263 code for a protein of 420 amino acids. The record is from RefSeq and is a predicted model, not a curated record. Gene Ontology annotation, biological process: transmembrane transport. Lineage: Eukaryota; Fungi; Ascomycota; Sordariomycetes; Hypocreales; Hypocreaceae.
AUGGCGCCGGCCACAAACUCGGACCAGGACGUCGAAGUCGCAGACGACGAAGAAAAGGGCUACGGCCCCCCUCCGGACGGCGGCCUCGAGGCGUGGCUCCAGGUGCUCGCGACGCACCUCAUCAACGCCAUGACCUGGGGCUACGCCGCCUCCUUCGGCGUCUACCAGCUGUACUACGUCGAGACGCUGGGCCUGCCGUCGUCGCAGGUCUCGUGGAUCGGCUCCGUCCAGAUCUUCUUCACGUACGUCAUCUGCGCCGUGUCCGGCCGGCUCGCCGACGCCGGCUACACGCGCGAGACGGUCGCCGUCGGCACGUUCCUCGCCGUCUUCGGGUCCUUCAUGACCAGCCUCGCGCGCACGUACUGGCAAAUCUUCCUCGCCCAGGGCGUCUGCAUCGGCAUCGGCCUCGGCGUCGCCUUCAUGCCCGCCAUCUCCGUGCUCAGCUCGUACUUUGACAAGAACCGCUCCUUUGCGCUGGCCGUCUCGGCGGUCGGCACCUCGGUCGGCAGCGUGACGUUUCCCGCCACCAUCCAGUAUCUGACGCCCAAGGUCGGCUUCGCCUGGGCGGUGCGCGUCGCCGGCUUCAUCGCCCUGGCCAUGGCCGUCGUCGCCAACCUCCUGCUCAAGCCCAGGCUGCCGCCGCGCAAGUCGGGCCCCCUGCUGGAGCUCAAGGCCUUUUCGGAGCUGCCUUAUCUGUUGUUCUCCAUGGCCUCCUUCGUCUACUUUUAUGCCCUAUACUUUGUCGUCUUUUAUAUCAAUAGUUACGCCCGCAACAUCAUUGGCUUCUCGGACCAGGACGCCAUCAACCUGCUGCUCAUCACAAACGCCAUGGGCAUCCCUGCGCGGCCAAUUGCGGGAUACAUUGCGGACCGUCACACAGGCCCAAUCAACCUCUUCUCCGCCGCCACCGUCGCCGUGAGCGUCAUGAUAUACGCCUGGGUCGGAGUCACGACCCGGACGGGCAUGUACGUCUUCAGCGCCGUCUACGGCUUCGCUGUCGGCACCAACCAGGGCACGUUUGUCGCCUCCCUGACCAGCCUGACCAAAGACCCGCAGAAGAUGGGCAUCCGCUUCGGCAUGGUAGAGACGCUGUGCUCGCUGGCGACGGUGGCCGGGGCGCCGACGGCCGGGGCCAUUAUCGAUCACAACAACGGCGACUUUUUCUGGGCGCAGAUAUGGGGAGGGACCGUCAUGGCGGCCGCAGCAGUCAUCUUCGUAGCGUGUCGCAUUUUCGUGACCGGAUGGAGACUGGUCAAGAUUUAG